ACAGUGGGACAACCCCAGUCAGCAAGUCUGCUUCACGUGACCCCCGCGGCCGGUCACCAUGGUGACCACUUGAUGCCGGAUGUCAGCCCUCGCUGCACAUUUUUAUUAAGCCAAACGAGGCUCCGCGCGAGGGCGACCUCGUGCUGACCAAGACGCGACACUGAAGGACGGAAGACAAAGGCCAAACUCACACAGGUCCUGGUCCCGGUCCGAGUCCUCGGCCGCCUCGCUUGGACCGAUGAAAACGCGAAGGGAGAUUAGGAGCGCCGCCAGCAGCUGCAUGGCUGCGGGAUUAUAAUCCGGGAUUAAUCGGACACAAAGUGACGCGGAGGCUCGCGACUUCCUCGUCCCUGCUAUCGGUUUGGCAGGAAUCCUGUCAGGUAGACCGGAAGGGCUCGGUUUGGUCUCCGGAGAAAACUUUUCUUCAACGAACUCUGUUUAUGUCCGACAGUCAAGUCGAACAAGGAAGCGCACCAAGCCCGCCGGAAGCACAGCGCAUCGCCCACACGGCGGCUCCUUCAGAAUAAAAGAUCGCAGUCGAGCCACCGAAGUCCAGACGGCCAUCGAUCCUGAAGUGACCUGCCUUGACCUCACUCCUUCGUGGAUUAACAUUUUCCGUCCAUACGACGGUGACGGCAUCUAGGUGACGUCAUUGUUGACCUCCAGACUGAGCAGUGGGAGAGUGUGACACGUGACCUGACGUCGAUAGAAGAGUGGACCGGUGGGGACGACGAGCUCAGUUCUUCAGUGAUUCGCUGCUGUGGACGACAGGGUGAUGGAAUACGUUCGACCUUGGUAUGAAAAACGACACUUUGGUCUGUGUUUAUCUUCCAAUAAUGUAACGUCGGCUGAGCGCGGCGACAUCCUUCAUGCUCCAACAGAGGGCAGCAGAGCGCCGCGUGGCAGCAAGCAGCCGAAGAAAUCUGUCGGUGACGUCCUGUGGCCCACGUGCGUCGCGAGCUCCCCCGGCUACCAGCAUGGACUCGGAGCUGACGGCCGGCUUCACGGAGGCGUGCGGCCAGUGUGAGGCGGUGGACUGGGGCGUGUCCGAGGAGGGUCGCUUCUUCUGCCGCAGCUGCCACAACGUCAUCGAGAGAAGGAAGGAGGUGGAGGAGCGGAGCGUCAUCCCUAGAGUCACGCGCAUCACCCGCGUCAGAGCGAGCCGUUCCGAGCGGCGCGGGGCGGCUCGAGCGUGGAGCAUCUGCGAGGCCUUCCAGUUCAUCCUGAGGAACCAGGCAGCCGCUCUGCUGAGACUGGGCGUCUCGCCCACCUUCAAGGACCAGGUUCUGCUGCCGCUGUGGAGGCGCUACCUGCAGGUCAGCCGGCUGGCUUACACCAGCGCCCCCAUCAGGACUGCCGCCGCCACACCGCAGGACUCUGGGUCGGAGUUCAGCGUCCAAUCGUCCGCAGCUUCCUCGGCUGCCUCCUCGGGCGAGGACAGCGACAGGCGCGGGUCAGAGAGCGGAAACGGCGUGGCCUCUGGCGUGUCGACAAAGCAGCUGUGCGCCCUGGUCAGCAUGACCAAGACUCUGGCACUGAUCCACUUGGCGCUGGUCUGGUGCCGGGAGUCGCUGACGCUCAGCGACCUGCUCAGGCUGGUGAGCGAUGGUCACGUGCCAUACAUCAACGCCUACGAGGGCCUUCCUGAAGAGAUGCAGCCGGCGGGACCCGACAUGGUCUUCUUCAGGGUCAAGGACGUGCCAUCCUACCGCUGCCUUCACGCCGAGGCGCAGGCCGUGGCCCACCUCCUGGAGCUGCCCGCCUUCCCGCCCAUCAGCUGUCAGAGUCGGCUGCACCCGGCCACGCUGGCCCUGCGCUACAUGACGGAGGCCAACCUGCCAGACGAGCUGCACCCGUGGGCCCUCAUGCUGGUGGAGCGUGGCGCUCUGAUGGACGAGGAGGUCCACACAUACGGUCCCAGCACCUGCCGCUGCCUGCCGCCAUACGACAUCCAAGCAGCCGCCGUUGUGAUCAUCACCAUGAAGCUACUCUUCGGGCUGGAUGACCGUACCGAAUGGGAACUCUCCAGCAGUGCUGGGGACCAGGAUCCAGGACUCUUCAGCUUCAGGAGGUGGUACCGUGUCCUGCAGGCGGCGCUCUUCCGGGCUCGGCAGUCUCAUCGACUGGAAUUGGCCAGGAGACGCUGGAAGUCCCGGAAGCCUCUGUGCACGGACAGGAAGUCCUCCAUGAAGAAUACGCGGACAGCUGAGCACAUCCAGAACUGCUUCCAGAAGCUGUCGGACCGGACGCCUGAGGUGCAGCAGCGCCCCCCGUCCAGCUUCAGGUUCCUGUGGGGCGACCAGGACGGCGCUGACGGGCCCUCCAUGCACCAUCAGCGCCUGGGCCCUGUCGUCAAUGGAGACCCCGAGCUCCUAACGCCCACGCAGCAGUUCUACUGGUACUUUCACCUCAAGCCCACUGCUCCCCGGAUCUGUCGAAGGUGGGACACGGUUCUGGAGAAGAGCCUGCCCCACUCUCUGCGCUGGCUCCUGGAGUUCUUCUGCUUCCUGCUGCAAGUGCCGCUGGACCUUCUCUACCCAGUGGUGCUGAAGCUGGAGCGAUGGCUCCUCAAAAGCCUCGGACAGAAACGGACCAGGAAAUGGACCAGGACGCGGGCGCCGCCGUCCUCCACCAGCACGUCUUGACUGACUCCAGUGUUCACUCCUGCUUCUGUUUGGCUCGUCCUUUUUUUCCCACGUGUGACACAUACAUACACACACAAACCUGCAUGAGACUCUUUAGGACACAACAGCCAGACAAGGACUUGCAGCACUUGGGUCCUUUGAGGCAAAGCUGUCUGGACUCGCUGCUCUGUCACCAUGGCAACGUGGCCAACUGUGCCAUGUUGCCAUGGUGACAGCAGCUGGACGCGGGAACAGGAGCAGCUCAGUGGCGCUCAUCGCCGGAGCUCUGUUACCUCAGAUGACCCGCCCCCCAGCGGCGAGUGUGGGGCACUGCAGCAGCUCCCAGCACGAGAACAAAGGAGCGUGUGUUCCCGCAGGUGCGGAACUUAUUUCUUUUGUUGAAUUAAAAAGUGACGUUCGU
Molecule: messenger RNA, 3045 nt
Organism: Synchiropus splendidus (mandarinfish)
Lineage: Eukaryota; Metazoa; Chordata; Actinopteri; Syngnathiformes; Callionymidae
Gene: taf1b
Product: TATA box binding protein (Tbp)-associated factor, RNA polymerase I, B
Exons: 14
Coding region: 870-2645 (591 amino acids)
Biological process (GO): RNA polymerase I preinitiation complex assembly; nucleolar large rRNA transcription by RNA polymerase I
Cellular component (GO): RNA polymerase transcription factor SL1 complex; RNA polymerase I core factor complex
Molecular function (GO): RNA polymerase I core promoter sequence-specific DNA binding
Source: RefSeq, a predicted model, not a curated record